Messenger RNA from Cylicostephanus goldi, 567 nucleotides. The record is from the annotation of a GenBank genome assembly. NCBI's taxonomy places the organism in Eukaryota, Metazoa, Nematoda, Chromadorea, Rhabditida, Strongylidae.
AUGCGUGAAAUUAUCUCCAUACAUAUUGGCCAAGCUGGAGUGCAGAUUGGAAACGCUUGUUGGGAAUUGUUUUGCUUGGAGCACGGUAUUCGGCAGGACGGGAAGUUGGACGAUGAGGAGUAUCCUAGCACUGGAAGAUCCACCUUCUUUGCCGAGUCUUGUAAUGGUAGUUAUACCCCACGGGCUGCUCUUGUAGACCUUGAGCCAUCUGUCAUAGGUGGGGAAAUUGUCCACAUCUGCACACCGCUGGAAAAAGUUUGUUUAGAUCAGGUUCGAUCUGGUCCAUACAAGGGACUAUUUCAUCCAACUCAAAUGGUUAUAGGAAAGGAAGACGCAGCAAAUAACUUUGCCAGAGGAUUCUACACCAUAGGACGGGAUAAACUGGAAGACGUCUUGGAGACGGUGAGACGUCUUGCUGAGCACUGCUCCAGCCUGCAAGGUUUCCUCGUUUUCCAUUCGCUUGGUGGAGGAACGGGUUCUGGCUUUGAGUCAUUGAUAAUGGACAACCUGUGCUUGCAAUAUGAAAAGAAGUGUAGAUUAGAAUUCUCUAUCUAUCCGUCCCCAACG